UAGAAAAAAUAAUUUAUUAAAUUUAAAAAAUAAUUAAAUUUAAAUAUUUUUUUUUAACCCGCUGUUCUGAUCUUGGCGUAAAUACCAAUAUAUACUUAUUUAAUAUCAGAAUAUUCUUUAAUAUAUAUUUUUAUUCGUGUGGAAUCAACAUGUAUUACCGUAGCAAAGGAAUGAAAAUAUAGCAUUCAUUCAAGAAACUGGAGUUUGAUAACAAUUAAUAAUUGGCCAUCGACUUUACGAUACAGAUUUAAAAAAAACAGGUAAUCUCAUAUGAUCCACCUAUAACCCCCCCUUACUUAUCUUAUGUUUUAUCAACUACUAUUUGAUAGAUAUCAUCUGUACAUUCACCAAAGAUGUAAUUCGGAUCUCAAAAUACUUACCAUUACAUUUUAAAUAAAGAUUUUUAAAUCUAUCUUAUUUCUUUUUUGACAAAAAUGACCGAAACGACAGAUUAUGAAGAUUAUUAUCCGUCAUAUUCCUCUACUAAUGAUUCGUCCCAAUUGCAUUUUGACUUCAAAAUUCCUUUAUUGGAACUCAUUCCGAUUACCUUGGCUUACAGUUUGACCUUCGUGAUAGGACUCGUGGGAAAUAUUUUAGUGAUAUUCUGCGUGACUAAAUUUCGUAAAAUGAGAAGUUUGACCAAUAUUUUCUUGACCAGCUUAGCAACGGCCGAUCUCUUAAUCAUUUGCAUAUGUGUGCCUAUAAAGCUAAUAGCUUUUCUCUCAUAUACCUGGACUAUGGGCAAAUUUCUUUGCAAAUUCGUGCAUUACAUGCAAAAUGUUUCCGUAAUCUGUUCAGUAUUAACACUUACAACUAUGAGCGUUGAAAGAUAUUUGGCGAUAAUAUAUCCACUCAAGGUCAAAAUAUUUUCUACGUUGUACCAAGCUAAAAUGUUAAUCACUUCGGUAUGGGUAAUUUCGUUCAUUUUAGCCACUCCUAUCCUUGUUGGAAGACAACAUAUAGAAGUGGGAGAGGUCAGGAAAGGAUAUUGGUGCAUCAAAGAAUGGCCCAAUAGGGAAUAUUCCAUUGCCUACGAAAUAUUUCAAUUAUGCCUCUUGCUACUAUUCCCGGUAAUUAUCAUGAGUUUCGCCUAUGUCAGUAUUGCCAGAGAGCUGAAAAAUGUUAGGAAGCAAAGACAUUCAUUCCAAAAUCUACAUGUUGAUCAAAGGAACGAAAGGCCGCUGAAUACUAACCAAUUAAAUAAAAAUUCAAACUUCGAUGAAAAAUUCAUACACAAACAGAUUACCAAAAUGUUAAUAGUAGUCAUCGGCCUUUACGUUAUGUGUUGGAGCCCCAUAUUGAUAAACAAUUUGCUGGCAGCCCUACACAUUAUUCCACAACUCCACAUGGGUAUCUGGAAAAAUAUUCGCCCAUUUCUUUUCCUCUUAUCUUAUGUCAAUAGUUGCCUUAACCCCGUGGUUUACGCAUUUAUAUCCAAAAGCUUUAGACAUAGUUUCAAAAUGGCAGUCAUCACAUGUUUCAAAGGUCGACGUAAGGCGUAUUUGCUCCAACAACGUCAAAAUCAGGCUAACUGUUAUUACACUAAUAAUUAUGCGACAACGAAUUUCGCCAAAAACAGUAUUUGCAGGUGGAAUAAUAAUUCUACCAAAACUAAGUUUGUGGCUAAUACCGUGAAUAAAUCUCGCAAUAAUCAUAAUUUUAAAGAAAUUUACUAUGACGAAGAAACUUAUAAUUUGGGAAGCUUGGUAAACGGAAAUAUAGAAGGUGAAGAAGUGGCAAGCAUCAAUGACAACUAUAUUUUGCUGGAAAAUUAUAAUGGAUUCAAAGAAAACUUAGAAUGACUAAUUUAUUGUUAUUUAAAUAACAUUUUUUAAAUCCUACACUAAGUUUUUUUUAAAUUUUAGCGUUUUCUAGCUAAUUUUUCAAAUAAAUUUCAUUAGUCAAAACAAAUAUUCUCUGUUGUGUUUGUGUUGAUAUUAACUCUAUGUUUAAAACUAUUGUUUAAUUUUAAUAUGAACAUUAAUUAUGACAAAACUAUAUUUAUUAUAUUUGACGCUACAUGCUAUUUAUGUAUUUUAUUAAACAAUAUUUUUACUGCAAUAUUUAUUAAAAAAUAUAUACCUUGAUAAACUUUUAUAUUAAAUA
Molecule: messenger RNA, 2106 nt
Organism: Gordionus sp. m RMFG-2023
Lineage: Eukaryota; Metazoa; Nematomorpha; Gordioida; Chordodea; Parachordodidae
Product: G-protein coupled receptor 54-like
Exons: 7
Coding region: 435-1802 (455 amino acids)
Biological process (GO): G protein-coupled receptor signaling pathway
Cellular component (GO): membrane
Molecular function (GO): neuropeptide Y receptor activity
Source: RefSeq, a predicted model, not a curated record